AGUCGAGCUUUGACUUACCACGAUGAAGGGUGCUAGUGUUUUGUUUUUCUUAGGGAUAUGCACCAACUGGGCCCUAGCAGUAUUUUUAAACCAUAGGCCAUUUCCAACAUACAGCUUAGAGAACAUGCCGGAUACAUCAUUUUCGUGUAGAGACAAAAUUCUGGGAGGAUACUACGCAGACGCUGAUGCUCAAUGUCAGAUGUUUCACAUUUGCGUCAAAGUCGCAGGAAUAGGGAUCCAGGACUUCAGAUUCUUGUGUCCCAAUGGCACUGCAUUUGAUCAAGAUCAUCAGAUAUGUGCAGAAUGGGAAGACAUUGACUGUGAUGCCACUACUCUAUACUAUUCCAGCGAUAACUUUGACCUCUAUCGUCUUGGAUCAGGAUUUGAAUCCAAACCCCAUAAAUAUGGAGAAGACGAAGAGACCUUGCGCUCCAACGAGCUGAGACAGGCGACGCUAGAAUCAACCGAAAGAGACGAAGAUUACGAUGAUAAUGUAAAUAUUAACCAGAAUCAAGACUAUGAACAGAAGCGUAAAGUUGUAAGAAACAAAUCUAGAAGACCUGUUCAAAACAGAAACGAACAAAAUGAAAACAACCAAAACGCUAACAGAAACAAUGAAUACAAUCGAAAUCAAAACAAUGAAUAUAAUAGAAAUCAGAACAAUGAAUACAACAGAAACAAUCAAAAUGAUUACAGUAGAAAGGAAAACAAAAACAAUGACUACAACAAUAGAAAUAAUGAAUAUAAUAGAAACCAAAAUAACAAUUACAAUAGAAAUCAGAACAAUGAUAAUAAUAGAAAUCAAAAUAAUGACUAUAAUAGAAACCAAAAUAAUGAUUAUAACAGAAAUCAAAAUACCGAUUAUAAUAGAAACCAAAAUACCGAUUAUAAUAAAAAUCAAAAUACGGAAUUUAAUAGAAACCAGAACAAUGACUACAAUAGAAACCAAAAUAAUAAUACCAAUAACAAUGAUUACAAUAAAAACACACAAACUGCUCAAACAAGACGCCCAGUAACCAAAUUUACUGGCUUUGUUAACAACUUCGCAGGUAGUUAUGAACCAACAACCUCUAGACCAACUUCAACUACCUUAAACUCCGAGCAAUAUUCUACAGCUAUCAACAAUUACAAAUCUAGAAAUGGUCAAAGACGUCCACAAACAAGCGAAUACACUGAUAGCCCUGUUUACACAAUUAGUACUCCAGCUCCAUUCCGGCAACAACAAUACAACUCGCCACCUAGCAGAAGUACCAACAAUGCACAGUAUACUUCGGCGGCUCCUAAGCAAAGCACUAACUACGAUGACAAUUACGACAUACCCAAAGUAAAAUCAACUGUAGCUCAAGAUUAUAACAGUCAAUACGACAUACCAAAAGUAAAACCAGCAAGUAGUACCGUAACACAAUACAACACUCAAAAGACUACCGUAAGCCAAUAUGAAUCCACAAAAACCAAGCCAACGUUCAAAUCAGGCUCUGAGAGGACCGAAAACUAUCCAAGUAACAACCCUAAAUAUACAAGCAAUUUUGAAAAGAAACCCACCACUCCCUUCAAACAAAACGACAACUACCCAACAACUUUAAACCCUAAGCCCUUCAGCGUUUCCAACAAUAAUUUCCCUACGACGUUUGCACCAAGAACCAAUGCCGCCUAUAGUCAGAUUGCUCAGCAAACUUCUACCUACAACCAGAACAGACAAAGUUCACAAAACAGUCCCAGUUCAUUCAACAGUACGCCAAAAAGCACACCUUUUACCCAGUACACACCAACUGUACCCAAGCUCAGUUCAACAACUCCUGUCAGCAGAUCGAGCCGCUUUGACGAGACUCAGUACGACGAUGGAUCGUACAGCUCGAAGUACGACUACGAUGGCGACAGACGAGAUGACGAGUUCCUUAAAACUGCUCACAGCCAAAACAUAGCAGCCAGCAGAAACGAGUUACAAAGAACGAGCAACAACAAACAACAACAGACAACUCAAUUAGCUUCGCAACCUGCACGAACAACUUACGAUGUUCCUAAAACCUAUCCAUCCACUCCUAAGGACGUUCCAAGAACCAAUCCCUCCACUUCCCAAGUCACUAAAGAUACUCCCAGAAUAUAUCCAUCAACCGCAGUAACUAAAGAUGUUCCAAGAACAUACCAGUCUUCGUCACAAGUCACUAAGGACGUUCCAAGAACUUAUCCCUCAACAUCUCAAGUAACCAAGGAUGUCCCAAGAACUUACCCGUCAACGCCCCAAGUAACAAAGGACGUCCCAAGAACUUACCCAUCAACGCCUCAAGCAACAAAAGAUGUUUCUAGAUCUUUCCCAUCCACUCCACAAGCAACAAAAGACUCAUCCCGAACUUCGCAAGCUACUGAAUCACCUAAGACCAGUUCUCAAGUGGUAAACAAAAAACCCGCACCCCCUAAGAAAGACUACGACUAUGCUUACUACGACACUGGAGUAGCGAGUGAGCCUGACUACGAAAUUGAUACCGAGAUUAAAAAAUCAACGGUCAAAAAUUAAUUGAUUAAAAUGAUUAAAUAUUUUUGUUGUUAAUUCAUACUGCUGGUACUUCCAUGAAACUUUAUUAUUACAAAACUGUUUAUUGAAAAACUUGAUUGUAUAUAAGUAAUCUAUUAUACAUUGGCUGAUUAAAUAUAAAAAAUAACCUAGCCUCCGGUUUGCUGCCUAAAGAGAAAAUGAUGAUCGUAAUUCAACCUUAUGAAUCAACAACUGAAGUAAGGUAGAGAAAAGUGGAAUAAUAUUGGAUACAUUUUUUUCAACUGCUACAUUUUACAAAAAAAGAAUUCUAAUUUUGUUUUGUUUUUAGUAAUUUAUUGAUCUAACUAUCUAUUAUGUUCUAGUAGGAUUGAAAUAACUCUAAACUCUUAAAAAUACCUGUAGGCGAUGAUAAAAUGCUAAUAAAAAAGACCCAAAUUAUACAAUAUAAACAAUAUAUUUGUUAUUUUGGUGAUAACAAAAUAUCAAUUUUGUUUCAGUAAAUGAUAUUAGUUAUUCUGAAAGGUACAACAAUACAAAAUUUGCAAAUGUAAUUAAUAUUGCCGUCAGCUUCACCGCAAGCUUCAUAACACCAUCUGUAGCAUUUGCAGCAGCUAUUCCUUGUUGUCCAGCAUUGUCGAAAGAAACAAAUUCAAGGCAGUAGAUGCAUUUCACAUCCUCUUCUUCUUAAUCCAUGUCACCUUCAGAAUCAUCAAAGGGUAUUUUGCUCUCAUGAAUCUAAGAAACGCCUGUGUUUUUGGAUUUAAUUUUUUGCUUGGGUUCUUUGCGUAAAUUAGUAUCAGCGUUUAUGUUUUCUUUCAUUUUCUUUAACUUUCUGCAUGUAUUAGAGUCAAAGUUUACCACUUUCUUAACACGCUUGCAGUUUUAGGCGAUAGUGCUUCUUCAAGAGCUUUUUAUAAUGCGAUACACUAAUUAAAGCAGCUGCACCAGAAUUCUUUCGUUUAAUUCCUGAUGGACCAAGUAAAACAGGCAAAGGUUUUAAGUCAGUUGGUUUUACAAAAUUGCUUAUUUAAUCAAUCCUGGUAAUUAUUCCACAAGUUGAACAGAAACGUCCUGUAAAAUGAUAAUGUGCUUGGUCUUCUCAAUAGUAUUUGGAAAUUUAUUUAUGUUGUUACUAUUGUGUAUCAACAAAAGAGAAGUUUCUAACUUUUCAUGGAUUGCAAAAUCUUGGUCACGAAACAAAUCUCUAUCAAAUGAUAUAAUGCCACUUUUUCGAAAACCAUGCAACGAGAUUUCCAUUGAUGCUAUCCUUAAAUAAGCUUUGCCAAACAAACCAGUAAUCUGGUACGGGGAAAUUGUUCUACCAGGAUUAUUUCUUAACCAGUUUUCGAUUUGUUGGCAAUAAUAUAUCUUUAAAGGUCCCAUAAGGGCUACAUCUAAAGGUUUUAUCUUAUCAUUUAGGUGUGGAGGUAGGCAUAUUACAAUGAUAUUAUUUUCUUGAGCCUUAUUAAUGACAUCCAAGUUUCUUGUGUGCGAGUAGUGACCAUCUAAAAUUAAAAUAACAGGAUCUUCGGCGGAUGGCUUAGUAUAGGAAAUAAAAUGAUCUAUCCACAACGUAAAUAAGUAGGAUUAAUCCACCCAGAAGGAUAACAUCUUCCAAUUGCUCCAAGAGGGGCUCCAUCCAACAAUUCUGCUUUAAAAAUUUUCCUGGAUAAGAUCAUCAUUGAGGAAAUAUAAUGCCCAUUUGCAUUUAUACAUAUGACAACCAUCACAAGUGAACCUCUUUCCACAGUUGUUAAUGCUCUAAUUUGUUGUGUUUUAUUUUUAAGCCUAUAGCUUUAGUUGUGCUACUUUAGUAAUGCUUGUGUUGAACAACUUGUAUCCCGGACUUGUCAACAUUAUAAAUCCUGCUUGGAUUAAAUUUUAUCUUUUUUCUUCUGGUUCCAGAAUAUCAUAAAAUUUCUUAAGAUUUUCUUUAGGGAAUCCUUUAAUUCUAGCAGCAGAUACACCUUGUGACGUUUGAAAAGAAAUAGUCUUGUUAUGCUUUAAAAAAUUUCCUUAGCCAUUUUCUCCCUGCUGUAGCCUUCGAGUUAGAAAAUAGAUACGGCAAAUUGUCGACCAAAGCCAACUAAAAGGCUAAAAGGCGAAUGUCUAUUAAGGUUGUAAACCAUAAAACCUCCUUUCAAAUUCCAAGCAGUAUUCAACCAAACCUUUUUUCUAAUGCUUCGGGAAGAACUGGCUUAUGAUCAAGAGUUGAUUUUUCGAGGUAUUUUAGUAGAUUUUCUUUCUUACAAUGACAUUCUAAUGUAGCUUCUGGUACGUCGUAUGCUUUCGCUGCUUUCAAAUAUCCCAUCUCCUUAUUGAGUGGGACAUAAAUUGCAGAGGCCAUACAAAAACGCUCUUCAGUAUAGAUAUAUAAAAAAACCUUAUAUUGGAUAUCCAAUAUUGAGAAUACUUCUAUGUCCAAUAUUAGGCACAUUUAUAAAUUAAAGGUUAGAAUUUUAAGAAGAUAAACAGACAAAAAUUUCAUGACUAAAACUACAUAAAUAUGUCAACUUUUUGUCGAUAGAUGGCACCCAUAUUCCAUUUGUUUUUGAAAUAAUUAGCUAUCCAAUUUUAGGCGCUAUCUUAAUAUUAAGUGACCUUCCUCUAUUACAAAUACUUGUAUCUUUAUUAAUUUUAAACAGCAUUCAUCAAAACCUCAUUUAUAUCGACACAACUCGAUUCAAUCAGCACCAAUAUGAGACGUAUUACGGAAUUUUGGAAUUUUACAAUUGCAAAUUAGUUUCUUGUGAAAUUGCUCAUUGAAUUAUCAUUAUAACCCAUCUAUAUAAACACGUAAACCCAGAUUAUAUUAUAUUAAUACACUUCUUUGCUAUCCAAUUUCAACGAUUUUGUAUGUAGCAUAAAUUUAUAAUGUAUUGCAAAAUUUAUUUAUAAUCCUAAUUAAUUGAGGAUUACAAGUUCUUCUAGGAUGUUGUUCCAAUCGUUAUUCAUAUUGCAACUUUACGUCAGCAAGUAAAUUGUAGUUUUAAAUUAAUCAGCUUAAUUAAAGCAGUUUUCCACAGGUUUUAUCCUGACCAUUUUGUAGUUUUUACACUUGGUUUUAUCAUCUUUAUCCAUCACCUGCUUCUUCACGAUUUCUUUUUGUGUCCUGUGUGUAUUUUCAAAAGGUUUUUGAUGUUUUAUGUGGAAUUAUUUUUCUUGGAUUUUGUUUGACAGAUAAUAAAGAACUUAUUUAUUAAUAAAAUAUUUAUUCUGUACCAAAAUCUACCUAUCUGUAACUAAGUCUUUUAUUCUAGUUGUGUAUUGUAAGAUAUUAAUACUAUAUGUAGAUUAUCAAUUACGUGAGAGCAGAAAAAGGAAAAAUAUUUAUAAGCCAAUAAUACAAUCGCAACGUAAUUAAAAUAAAGUUCUGUGGAAGUAUUAAUAUUAUUAAUUUUUCUUCUACAAGAUUUCGUGACGAAGCUGGAGGUAAAAUAAAAUUUUACAAAAUUUAAUCUUGUUAAAGAAAAUUUAGUCAAUGUAGAAGUUGACUUAAGGCAAAGAUUAGAAACAAAACAUGUCCAUGUUUCCCUAUAGCCACAUUUAUUUGGUUGUGAGCAUAUUGUAAAAAAUUAAAUUUAAUAUUCGUUAAAUUCUUUAGUGUAUAUUUGUUAUCUUUGCCUAUAUUGAUAAUGGAAGAAGUCUGUUUUUAUAAUAUAAUACAUUAGAGCCCAAUACAACAGUAUUUAAAUAAAAUCGAAGGUUAAGAUAUUAUUUCAACAUUAAUUUAAGGUUGUACAUAUUGUAUUUUAUUUGUAAGAAUAAAAUAAGAAUAAAAUUAUUGUUACUUUUAUAU
Molecule: messenger RNA, 6290 nt
Organism: Diabrotica balteata
Lineage: Eukaryota; Metazoa; Arthropoda; Insecta; Coleoptera; Chrysomelidae
Source: the annotation of a GenBank genome assembly